CGUCGCUUUAGCGAAGAUGGCGGAGGAGCGUCAGGCUGAGCGUCCCGCACGGCUGUAGGACUCUAAACGCCGCUUUAAUCUCACACCAAGUCUCGGCUUCUCCACGACAACCCAGAGGGACAGUCUUCACACACCCUCAGUGUUUUGAGCUCUGGAGGACAUCAUUUACUAGAGAUGCAACCACCUCCUCGUGCGGCGCCCCCUGGAGCAUGUGGCCCGCCCCCAUCUUCCUCCGGUGGCCCCAAUGCAUUUAGGAGGACUCGACCACACAAGCAUGGAGCAGCAGCCACUGCAGCAGCACCUGUUCCACCCUCUCAGCCAGUGUCUGACCCUUUUGCCUUCGUGAGGCAAGUGCCACCUUCAAUGCCAAUAGGCAGCCAGGCUCCACCUCCAAACAGCAGUCCUCUUCCUAUGCAAGCCCCUCCACCAGCAGGUUUUACCCACCCCGCUCCUCAAGUCCCACCAUCAGGAGCGCAAAUGGCAGCAGCUGGUCCCCCACCCACCUUUUUCACCCCUCAUCCUGGUCCAUCAGGGCCUUCACCUGCUCCUAACCCACCUCCUGUUGAGCCUGGCUAUUUCAACUCCCAAGAACCAAUGCCGUAUAUUGCGCGGUUGCCGAACCCUGCCACUCCUUUCAACUCCUUUCAGUCUCCUCCUGCAUCCUCAACACCACCAAUUCAAAGCAACCCUCCAUUUCAGCCCACUCCUCCUGCUCCAUCGCAUUUGGUGCCUGAUCAUGGUAGUCGCCCCCCCUCUGUUCAGAACUACUUUCAGCCAACCAGUGAUCCGCCUCAGCCUUUCCAUGCCCCUCCCCAGGCACAGGCCCCUCAUCCUGCCCCCUCAUCCCAUCCUGGCCCCCCGCAGACACACCUUCAAAAUCAUAGCCAGUCGACUCCACUGAAUUCAGGUGGGCCGGCCAGUUCACAGCAACAGAACUCCCACUUUUCAGCCCAAAAUUAUUUUAGCCAGACUGGUGGAGCCCCAGAGCCAUGGUUCAGUCAGGUUCCACAGGAUCCAUCUCAGCGUGCCUGUCCCAUCCCCUAUGUCCCUGCUGACUCCGGAACACUGUCUAUGUUCUUCCGGGGCAAUGACGUAGAGAACGAAGAAACUCUUUCAGGGGAGGGACAUGUGAAUGGGAUCUCUAACCCUCCACAUGCAGGGGUAGUAGCUGAGGCCUCUGCGCAGUAUUUGAAUGACAGUGGGAAUAUCAGAGCUGGUGCAGGUCCAAGUGACUCUGUCGAGAAUCUGGAAUGCAUUCCGAACCAAGAAGUGCUGCCUAGCGAACCACCGCCGAGCCAUACCUAUGAGGCUGGGCCUAACUUGGAGACUCCAGAUUCUGCCCCUCGCCCCACACGUUCUGCAAGUGUCUCGUCAAGCUACAGCAAUGUCAGUCAUGGAAGUGGCCACGCCCCCCACAGUGGUGGCCACCCUCCUCGACGGCAUCAGGGUGUUGUUGGAACAUUUAUCCAGCAGGAAAGCCCCCGCCCCCCUGAUCCACCAGCCUCCCAUUCCUCCCCUGCUGGUUACUUUGAACAAAUAGAUUCUGCCCCUGCUCCAGAGCUGAGUCCCACGUUCCCAACCCCCAGCCCCCCAAAACCAGUGGGCGUGUUCCAGGCCAGUGCUAACUCCUCCUUUGAACCUGUGCGAUCACAUAGUGUUGGUGUUAGGCCUGCUGAAGUUGACAGAGCUAGAAUGGUUAUGGAAAAGGGUGGAGCAGAUGGGCUGCCUGGCAACCUGGAGCAGCCUCCGGACAAUAUGGAGACUAUUUAUUUUCCAGGAGGGCAGGAUCGCAGACCUUCUUCUAGAGCCCAGGGAUCUCGUCGACCCUGCGAAAGUCCAGCUACAACCCUCUGGGCUCAGAGUGAUCCUGCUAGUCUCGGAGCUAAUAUUCUGUUGGCACCUGCAGCGCCCCCUCUGGCUGCUGCUCUUGUUCCUGUGCGUCAAUCCAGUGCUGAGGUCAUCCAGCCACCAGAAGAUGGACCAUUGGAUCUGCAGCCACCCAGGGCACAUCCACAACCUCACUCUGAGAACCUUGAGAACCCACCGGACUCGGCCUCUCAGGCAAGUCUGGGUUACGCUUCCUUGCUGGUGGCCACGCCUUCUGUAGAGGCUUUGAACCAGCCUGUCUUGAUUGCACCCCCUUCUUCUAAUUAUAGUGUUAUUUCUCCUCAAAACCCUCAUCAAACAGCCAAUCAGACAAGUCCCAAGGAGGCCACCUCACCCGUUCGACCACCAUCUCAAACCCCAGUGGCCAGUCAAUUGCCUCCGGGUUCCUCUUCAAAUCAGCCGCCACCUCUUUUCUCUCAGGCGCCAAUAAGCUCUUACCCUCCUUCCAGCCAGAGUCCGUUGAAUCUGGCUCAUGAGGUCAAAGAUGCUCCGCCUCCUGCCCAACCUGCCCGCCCGCCUCUUUCAAGGGCCCAAUCACUAAGAGGUGAUGGUCAAGCUGUCCAAUCUCCUAAUUCACAAGUUACAUCUUCUGCUUCUACCGCUAAUCAGAAUCAACCCUCAAAUUUUGAGCUUCUUGAUUUUUCUAUGCACCAACCACAGAGCACAAAUCAACCUGUGGCUCUGCCCAUUUCCCAGUCUGUUCCUCCUGCUGCCAUGGUGAAUAACACACCUGGCUUUUACCUGCAGGUCACCAAAGAUGCGCAGCAAGCUGUGCGGGCUGACACGGAACCUCCACUUCAGCCACCAGCCCCAAACCCCCCAAGACCUUCCAGCAAUCAAACUAACAACGAACCCACUGGUCCCUCCCAGUCGGCCCAUCAAGUUCCAACCCAGUAUCAGCCACCCCUACAGGCUCCACCCACUUCCCAAGCUGCCCCACCCCCUGUAUCUGGCCCAGCCCCACCUCCUACUUAUCCUCCCCAGGCUGGGAACACUACUGCCUCACAUGAACCUCAGCGCCCCCCGUCUUCUCUUGGGGGUCAGCCUGGUUACGGUGCUCCACCUCCCAUGCCUCCCGGGCCUGGAUAUGGCAGUUACUACCCAGAGUACCAGGAUGGAAGGCAUCCCUACCCUCCUCAGUACCCCCACAUGGACCCAAGGGCUCAGAACUACUACCAGGAUGAUCCGUAUCGGAGAGCUGAUCCCCGAUACGGCCGAUAUAACGGACCAAACCCUGGUUACCGGGAGAUGGAGCGGCAGCCAGAGAGACCCAGUUCAAGAACCAGUCAGUACUCUGACCGACCCAACUCCAGGCAGGGGUACACAGAAGAUUACCCCAGGCCUAACCGCAGUGCCUACGAAGACUACUAUGCAAAUUAUUACAAGAAACAGUACGAACAGUACGCAGAUCGGAGCAGGUGGUAUGACCCCAGUGCCGUUUAUGACCCCCGCUAUAGAGCUUACUAUGACCAGGCCUACAGCUGGUAUAACUACGACCCCGAGGCCUACAGAAGAGACCCUUACUACAGCCAACAGUAUCCCAGCAGGCCAGAAAACUAUGAUGAUCCAUGGCGCUACUAUCCUGGCUACGACUCCAGUUUCGACGAUGACUGUCGCCGGCGGGAUCCGUAUGCGGAUGAAUUUGACCGGCGCUCCGUCCACAGCGAGCGAUCCGCCCACAGCGUCCACUCUGCACACAGCCGGCGCAGCAGCUUCAGCUCACGAUCGCAGCAGAGUCAGGUGUACAGGAGUCAGCCGGAUCUGGUUGCCGCAAGUUAUGAUGCCACAGCAACAACACUGCCUGUGGACUAUUCCUACGGUCAGUUUCCUGACCAAACAGACGCUCAAGGCUACAGCCAGUACAAUGCCACAGAGACCACGUGGACUGCCCCAGAACAGCCUCCUCCGAGGCCAUUGACUCCGGAGAAGUUCUCUGUCCCGCACUGCUGUGCACGGUUCGGUCCGGCAGGUCAGCUGAUCCUGGUCCAGCCUAACCUGCCUUCAGCUGGGCAACCGGCUCUCGUGGAGCUCCACAGCACGGAGACGAUGAUGCAGGAUUCUCCAGAGCAGGCCGAGUUACGAGCUUUCCCAGGACCACUCGUCAAGGAAGAGACCCAUAAGGUGGACGUUAUAAAGUUUGCCCAGAACAAAGCUCAGGAAUGCGCGCGAAAUGACGACCUCAUCGACAAAGACUCCGCUGUGCUCAUCUGGGAGUUCAUAGUACUGCUCUGUCGACAGAAUGGGACUGUGGUGGGUACAGACCUGGCUGAUCUGUUGCUGAAGGAGCAUCGCUCUGUGUGGCUGCCGGGUAAAUCGCCCAACGAAGCAAAUCUGAUUGAUUUCACCAACGAGGCGUUGGAGCGGCCCGAGGAGGAGGGGUCCGGCCCACUGUCUCUGCUGUCCGACACCUUCAUGGGCACACCUGAGAAUGCUGGGAAGGAAACAGAGCGCUUCAGGGAACUGCUGCUGUUUGGGCGAAAGAAGGAUGCUCUUGAGUCUGCUAUGAAGAACGGGCUUUGGGGCCACGCACUGCUUCUGGCCAGUAAGAUGGACAAUAGAACACACGCAAGAGUCAUGACCAGGUUUGCCAACAGUCUUCCCAUCAACGACCCCCUGCAGACAGUCUACCAGCUCAUGUCAGGAAGGAUGCCAGCUGCUGCUACGUGUUGUGGGGAUGAGAAGUGGGGAGACUGGCGCCCCCAUCUGGCCAUGGUGCUCUCCAACCUUACGCACACUCUGGACUUGGACACGCGCACCGUCUCGACAAUGGGAGACACUCUGGCCUCCAAAGGUCUGGUUGAUGCAGCUCAUUUCUGUUACCUGAUGGCUCAGGUGGGCUUGGGGGUCUUUACCAAAAAGAGCACCAAGAUGGUCCUUAUUGGCUCCAACCACAGUUUGCCCUUUGUGAGAUUCUGUGCUACUGAAGCGAUCCAGAGAACAGAGGCGUAUGAGUACGCUCAGUCUCUGGGCUCUCAGCCUCUCUCACUGCCCAACUUCCAGGUGUUCAAGUUCAUCUACGCAUGUCGGCUGGCGGAGGCGGGGCUUUGUGCUCAGGCCUUCCAUUAUUGUGAGGUCAUUUCCCGUGCGCUGCUGACGUUACCUGACUACCAUUCACCUGUGUUCAUCAGUCAGCUCAUACAGAUGUCUGAGCGGUUGAGGUUUUUUGACCCCCAGCUGAAGGAGAAGCCGGAGCAAGAGCUCUUCCAGGAGCCAGACUGGCUGCUGCUUCUCAGAAAACUCAGCAGUCAGAUUCAGGAUGGUGUGAUAUCGUUGCGUACAGACCGCAGCACUCCUCAGCCGUCUGCUUGCACUACGCCGAGCUCAGAGGAACACCCCAGCCUGCCUGACCAUUCAGCUUUGACCGCCGAUCCUCAUAACCCCCUCAUGACCUCCCUAAUGCCACAGCCAGGCCCACCAACGCCGGGGGUACAGCUCAUGCCACCAGCUCCAGUAACCAUUUUGCAAGAUGGGGCUGUCCCACUGCAUCAUGCCCCUCCCCCUGGCGAGAGUGUUCCGUUUUACCCAGCAGCCCCUGUUCCAGCCCAGCCUGGCUUCCCCCCACAGUUCCAGCCUGAACACCAGGAACCUUACUCACCCAUGCCAACCCAGAGCCCUACGCUGUCCCCUAACAUGCACCCACAGAUGCCCCUCUACACACCUACGGAAAUGCCCCCUCACAUGGCCCCUCAGAUGCACCCUCAGAUGCCCUUUGGAAUGCCCCCCCAAAUCCCUGGGGCACAGUCUACACCUACACCUCCCUCUCCUCAGCUGCCUCAGCCGUCUCCCCCAUCCCGCGGGCUCCCUCCUCAGAUGGACUUCUAUGACAACAUGGCCCACAUGAGUUCAGGAAGAAGAUCCAGGACCACCUCUCAGUCUUCAACACACAUGAUGCCAGGACGUCGCUCCCGCACCACGUCAGAGUCGUCCACUCAUUCCACUGGACGAGAACGGAGCAACUCUGCAGCCAAUCAGAGCUCUCCUCCUCCACCCCCUAUUCCAGAGGCUCCGCCCCAGGAGGCACCCAAGAAAACCAAGAAAGAAUCGCCGAAAAAGGGAGGAGGUGGAGGCAUCCUGAGCUGGUUGUAUCGGAGAGGAAAGAAUGAAGUUCAUCUUCCCGAUGACAAGAACAAAUCGAUUGUUUGGGAUGAGAAAAAGCAGAGAUGGGUGAAUCUGGAUGAACCAGAGGAGGAGAAUAAGCCACCACCCCCUCCUCCCUCAAUGUUUCCAAAAGCUCCAAUGGGUGGUCUGGGAGCAGGGCCUGGAAUGGGUGGACCGCCGGGUGGACCGCUGGGUGCACCGGGGGCAGGGCCGCCUGUUAAUAUGUUCUCGAGGAAAGCAGGCACUAAGGCUCGGUAUGUAGAUGUGUUGAAUCCAGGUCGUGGAGAUUCCAGACCUGCUGCCGCAGUUCCUCCUCCUGCUGACCUGUUCGCCCCUCUCGCACCCAUGGCAAUGCCUGCCAACCUCUUCGUUCCCACUGCAGCUCCAGAUGACCAGCAGCCGAUGGAGGGAAGUGUUCCCGACAGCAGUGGAGCCAACACAGAACACAGUCAGCCCAGUGCUGCAGUUCCACAGAUGUUUAAUCCGACACUUUUGCCCCCGGGUCCAGAGGGCACUCAGUCAGGAGAGGUCCCCACACAGCCACCGGCCCAGGGAGCUCCACCCACAGGAGGCGUGACUUUUUAUAAUCCCUCUCAGUUUGCACAGUCUGCUCCUCCAGCUCGGUCUCGUCCUGGGCGACUGGGGCAGCGGGAGUACCCCACACUGAAAUAAAGACACGGAUCGCUGUGGUUCUACAACACUUAAGGAUGAAUUUCGAUCCAGACUCAGAAGCGCUGGUCCACCGUCUGGCCUCCCAGUGGUCACCACCUUCAUCUUGUUCGCCGUCAUCAUCCCAGUUUAUUCCAUGUUUUUCUUUUACGAGUGUAUGAUGGUCUAUACAGGCAAGCCAUCGCCCUCAAGAGACGCAUUAGCCCCGUCUCUCGUCUCUACUCUUCUUCUGUCGUCUUCUUCCUCUGACUCUUGUUUGCCCUGUGUCUUGAUUGGAAUGCUCUUCCCUCUGAACAGUGUGACAUUUAAGUGCAAUAAUAUUGUUUAGAUUCGUUUAGUUUGCCUAAUUGUAACUGCAUUUCAGCCCUGUGUGUUUGUGAGAGCGAGCGAGUAUGUGUGCUUGUGUGAGAGAGAGAGAGAGAGAGAGAGGGGAGUGCCGGUGGGAGGCAACCAGUGCGGGCGAGGUGUGGUCAUCUGGCCCGUUGUUGGCGUGGUAAUAGUGAGGCGAGGGUUGUUGGAAUAUUUUAGGUAUUUAUUACAGCUUCCUGUUGGAAUGAGAAGCAUUUAUGAAGCUUUUUUUAAUCAUCACCCCCACAGUCUGUAUAUCAGAAUGAAUAUUUAUGAACUGUAGUCUGCGUGCGCUAAACCCCUGUCCCUGCUCUGCUUCACUCGGAUUCAUGAUUUUUUUUUUUCACUUGUAGAAACAUUUUCAUAGAUUUGUAUGAUUUAUAUACGAUCCCAACUCAAUUGUACAUGUAUUGCCGCUUUCUCUGGUCAAUUCUCGUGAUUUUUUUUUUAAAGAUGAUUUUCAUGAUUUUAUUUCUUUGCCGUAAACUUCAGCUUUUCACAUAAUCCCCCUCUGUUGCUGGUCUCAUUCCAUGGCAAAAGUGAGUUGUUUAGUAAUUCCAAUGGAUUACUCUGAAGGAAGCCUGGACUUAUUCAUUGUGUUUAAUUGACUGUAAAACUCUUGACAAGACAAGAAACAAAGUGAUGAAAAUAAAGAUAUUUUUGAGCUCUUUAGCACUUGGCAGGAUGUGCCGAAUGUUAAUUUCCUUCCUCAUUUGAAAGCGAACUGAAAGGCUGAAUGGUUUCGUUUAUUUGAGUGUUAAAACAGCGAAUAAUAUAUGGUUUAUAACACUGUAAAUAGUUUUUAAACAUGUAAACCAUGCAAAUUUGAGUCUGUUUAUUAAAAGGAAUGUAGCUAAA
Colossoma macropomum (tambaqui) is the source of this 7860-nucleotide messenger RNA. It is a transcript of the gene sec16a, whose product is annotated as SEC16 homolog A, endoplasmic reticulum export factor. The transcript is spliced from 30 exons. Gene Ontology annotation, biological process: COPII vesicle coat assembly; autophagy; Golgi organization. Gene Ontology annotation, cellular component: ER to Golgi transport vesicle membrane; endoplasmic reticulum exit site. NCBI's taxonomy places the organism in Eukaryota, Metazoa, Chordata, Actinopteri, Characiformes, Serrasalmidae. The record is from RefSeq and is a predicted model, not a curated record. Bases 175 to 6657 code for a protein of 2160 amino acids.